This is a messenger RNA of Cornus florida, 1302 nucleotides long. Its product is annotated as LOB domain-containing protein 18. Bases 279 to 1013 code for a protein of 244 amino acids. The record is from RefSeq and is a predicted model, not a curated record. Lineage: Eukaryota; Viridiplantae; Streptophyta; Magnoliopsida; Cornales; Cornaceae. Gene Ontology annotation, cellular component: nucleus. Gene Ontology annotation, biological process: hormone-mediated signaling pathway; positive regulation of DNA-templated transcription. The transcript is spliced from 2 exons.
CAUGAGCUUUGGAAGCUAAAUUCACGAGAUUGAAGGUAGAUCAAUAAAAAACUGUUGGCUUAUCGCAUGUUUGCUUCACGCAAGCAGCUAAAUGGGGUUUGCUUCAUCGCGUGGCUUUAAAGACUUCACUUAAUGCUUAAAACCCCCAACCCCCCAAAAAAAAAAACCAACAAACAAACCCUCUCUCUCUGUUUCUCUCUCAUCUUCAACAUCGACCCCCACAAUCCCUAGCUAAUUGUAUGAUUUACAAUCCAAAAAACAAAAUUCCCCGCUAGAAAAUGAGUGCAAACCCUAGCAGCAGCAGCACCACCGGUGGUGGUGACGGCGGUGUUGGCGGGAACAGCGGCGGCAGCAGUGGUGGAGGGCCGUGUGGGGCUUGCAAGUUUUUAAGGAGGAAGUGCGUGGCCGGGUGCAUAUUCGCGCCGUACUUUGACUCGGAACAAGGUGCGGCUCAUUUUGCGGCGGUUCACAAGGUGUUCGGAGCGAGCAACGUGUCCAAGCUUCUGCUUCAUAUUCCGGUCCAUAAAAGGCUCGACGCGGUGGUCACCAUAUGUUACGAGGCACAGGCUCGGCUUAGAGACCCUGUCUAUGGUUGUGUUGCUCACAUCUUUGCCCUCCAGCAACAGGUGGUGCAUUUACAAGCAGAGCUUUCAUACCUACAAGCCCACCUUGCAACACUAGAGCUUCCAACUCCACCAGCACCACCUCCACCACCCCAAAUGCUCCUCACGCCGCCAUCCCUUUCGAUAGCAGACCUCCCACCGGCGUCCUCCGUGCCCGCCACAUACGACUUAUCAUCGCUUUUUGAGCCAAUGAUGCAGGCUUCGUGGACUAUCCAGCAGCCUCAAAUGGAUCCACGCCAACCCGGUUGCACCAGAAGUAUGGCGGAGAUGUCAUCAUCAGUCAGUACAGGUGGUGAUCUACAAGCACUGGCACGAGAACUUCUACACAGACAUGGGUCUCCGCCAGUUCCAUGCACUGAUUCUCCUCCUUUGCCACCCCACUGCAAAUGAGACAUACUGACCCAAUUAACUGGUAUUUGCCCCGGGACCCAUGACAUUUGGGUCCUUCUUUGGAUUUCAAUUCCUUUUUUUUCUUUUUAACUUUAGUGGGCAAGUAAUUAAAUUACUGAUCCCUUUUUCUUUUUUCUUUUUUUUUUUUUCCUGAAACAACAGUGAAAUUUAGAGUAUUAGUUUAUACAUGUAACUUUGCAUCAUGUUUUGUUCCAUUUAUAUGUGUUUAGGAGUUAAACUAUUGUUCCCUUUAUAAUAUGUUUAGGAGUUAAACUAUGUCCAUGGAUUA